Molecule: messenger RNA, 2296 nt
Organism: Monascus purpureus
Lineage: Eukaryota; Fungi; Ascomycota; Eurotiomycetes; Eurotiales; Aspergillaceae
Source: the annotation of a GenBank genome assembly
CGGCGCGCCGUCAAACGUCUCUGGACUGAGAAAGCCCAUCCUCAUUUGGCAUCAUGACCGGGGACUGUCCCGCUAGGCCUACAGUCCGGCCCAGUGGCUUGCAUACUUUCUCCCGAGCUUCGCCUUUUGCUGGCAAAACAGAGCGCUGAAGCUUCAAACCCUAUCCCUGGGGACUCACUUGUGGAUACAUUCCAACAUGAACGCGCCGAUGUCUGCGAAUAAGAUAUGUCUGUCGAUGAUAUAUCGGCACGACUACUCGCCCCUCCCCUCCCCUCCCCACAUUGUUCUAUAAAAAGACGGUGCUACUGGGGAGUCUGCCUUAUCAGACACUUGCCAGGUAGCACGGAAUAAAAACCCCAAACUAUCCCGUUGUUUAAUUUGGUACACUUCGCUUUGAUACAACCUGUUAUUUCUGUUAGACUACACAUCCCAGACACGAUGGCUACGACUACCGACACGUUUGGGGAUGGAAGGUCCCGUCGAAUUUCCAGAGACGGGGCCCCCGCAGAGGUAUACGGCGGUCCCAAUGUGGUUAUGCCCCCUAAGCACCUGAUGGCUUCGGUUGAUUCCCAUGAAAUUGCAUCCGCCAUGGAAGCAGCCAGGCAGCGUCUUGAGGAAGAGUUGUCUUCCGACGAGGCAUCGACACGAGUGGCAACUCCGGCCCAGAAACCUCCUAUUACAACUACAGACGAAUUUGCUCUCGCGUUUGAUAUUGACGGUGUGCUUAUUCGAGGUGGGCACCCUAUCCCAGCUGCCAUCCAAGCGAUGAGGUACAUCAACGGUGAAAAUCCGUAUGGCGUUAAGAUGUGAGUCUUGUCGCUUGGUCUCUACCUCAGUCCCCCCUCCGCGAAUUAGUUUUACGACACCCUCUGCAUCCUCGGCUAACUGGCUGUUCUCUUUAUCCAGCCCAUACAUCUUCGUGACGAAUGGUGGAGGCAAACCCGAAGAAGAGCGAUGUGCGGACCUUUCCCGGCAGCUGGAACUAGACGUAUCUCCCGGCCAAUUCAUAUGCGGCCAUACGCCUAUGCGAGAAAUGACCGAGAAAUACCAUACUGUCCUUGUCGUGGGCGGUGAAGGAGAGAAAUGUCGAAUUGUCGCGGAGGGCUACGGAUUCAAGGACGUAAUCACGCCCGGGGAUAUCAUCAAGGCCAAACAUGAUACCACCCCGUUUCGGAAACUGACAGAGGAUGAAUAUCGCAAUUCACGCGAUCGGGAUUUUAGCAAGAUCAAUAUCGAAGCUAUCUUCGUCUUCGCAGACAGCAGAGACUGGGCUGGCGACCAACAGAUCAUCCUAGAUUUGCUCAUGUCCAAGAAUGGCCGUUUGGGAACUCGUUCCAAGACAUUUGAUGAAGGCCCGCCCGUGUAUUUCUCGCACAAUGACAUUGUCUGGUCUACUUCGCAUGAACACUCGCGCAUCGGAAUGGGUGCCCUUCGCGCAUCGCUUGAAGCGCUGUUCAAAUGCGUCACAGGCAAAGAACUUACGACAGCCCAUUCCUUCGGCAAGCCCCAGUUGAGCACCUUCGAAUUUGCGACCCGCCUCCUCGGCCAGUGGCGCGAGGAUUGCCAUGGCAUCAAGACCCCUCCUCGCACCGUCUACUUCGUCGGUGAUACUCCAGAAUCAGAUGUGAGGGGCACCAAUGAAUUCAAUGAGUCGCACUUCAGCAGCGACGUAACCUGGUUUUCGAUCCUCGUCAAGACCGGUGUAUACCAGGAAGGAACAAUUCCACGGUAUCCGCCAAAGAAAACAUGUGAAGAUGUUCUGGAUGCGGUAAAAUUUGCACUCGAGCGCGAGCUCAGCAAGAAAAUCGCGGAGGCGGCUAGGGACGCUGACAAGCCAGUCGCAUCUGAAGAACCUGAGUCUGUUUCAAAUAAGUGAUUUUAUCUGGUUCUUUGUCUAUGUGAUCUGGCGCUAUCAUGCUUUUCUCUCCCAUCUUUUGAUUUGGAUUUGAUUUGAUUUGAUUAUGACUCUUGGAAAACUACCAUUUCAUAGAUGUUCCUUCCCGACAUCUAAGAUUUCUUUUGGUCUUCUUACCUAUCCUACUUUACAGAGAUGAGCUCCGUUGGGCCUAACUUUUCUGGUUCCUUCGAUGUUCAUGAUGAUGUUCAUGAUUCCCAUGCCGGUGUUGUUUGUGGGCCUUUUUAGCAGAUUUCCUGAAGUUAUGAGGUGUCCCUUGUGCUAGAUGAAAAAAUUUUUCACAUAUUCAUUUUACAUUACCAUAAUCAUAAUCAUCCAAACAGUACAGCUUUGCUUUAUGUUGUAUAUAGGUUUCAGGUUCAAUUUAUUAACACAGCACAG